Messenger RNA from Fusarium coffeatum, 2055 nucleotides. RefSeq lists its product as uncharacterized. NCBI's taxonomy places the organism in Eukaryota, Fungi, Ascomycota, Sordariomycetes, Hypocreales, Nectriaceae. The transcript is spliced from 5 exons. The record is from RefSeq and is a predicted model, not a curated record. Bases 1 to 2055 code for a protein of 684 amino acids.
AUGGCUCGCCUCUCAGGACUACAGAAAGAGGUUCUCGCUCUCUACCGCAAUUGCCUAAGAGAAACCCGAAAGAAACCACAGGCUACUCGACCACACUUUGAGAGCUUUGCCAGUUCCUCCAACGAUUCAUCUAACACUAACGAGCCACGUAAGGCCAUCAAGGAAACUACAACAGACGGCCCAGGAACCCAGAACCACUCUCGAUUGAACCGGGAUACACAGCCACGACUUGGUAUGUCUACUGGCUUUGAAUAUACCUCACAGCCUAACUCGGGAACCCCGAAAGACAAACACAGACCUGUCAGCCCGCUGCAUAUCUCCGAGAUGAAUGGCCUGGCACCUCCAAGAAGAGUGUCCUCCUCAACCCACCAAGACCGCCCCAAAAGAACGGAGUUGCAUAAGUAUGCGAUGUCAUCGCAGGCCCUUGAUGCAGAUGUUUUCGGAGGCACUUCCACUACAGAAAAUAGCUCCAAUGUGAACAAUGAACUCGUGGAAGCUAUCUCAAGGAACAUUGCGCAACAGCUGCAGUUGUUAUCAAUCAAAGACGAAUCCCCAUCAACAAAGUACACCCACAAGAAGAAGUCUGGUGCAAGCCUCCGCACCAUAGCUGCACUUCUUCCCUUUCGUUCUGAGUUCAAAGCUGCUGGGCUAGCUAUCACUUCAAAGGACCAAGCAACCCAUCCUAGUCCCCGUGGCAAACCUCGAGCUACGAAGACCACAGCUUCAAAACCAUCACCCGAACAAUCACAUCUUACCCAAGUGGAUAGUGCCACCCGAUGUCCAAGCUCGAGUAUAGAGAUUCCUUUCCCUGCCGUCGAGGACAUGGACGAGUGGAGGUAUGCAAUGGUCGACGUCGAAGAACGCUCGCGAAAGAAGGUGGCAGAUGCAAUUGCGGCUCAUUGCACUUCAUGUCAAUCUGGAAAUCUGUGCCAUUUGAAGAAGGAAGCAAUGGCUGGUCCUAUAUCCAAAGUUCCCAGGAGUCAUAUGCAUUCUUAUCCUGAGUGGCCUAACAUGGUUUCUACGGGCAAAAGGACGUCGCACCAGCGAAGGGACCACGCAAACCGGGUAGCAACAUCAUAUUCGCGGCCAGCUCAUAGUAAGCAGAAGCCGAAACAAACCACAUCAGCUUUCUUUUCGCCCCCGAAGACACCUACUAGUCGUUCGAACGUAUCGAAAAGAUCAAUCGCGCCACAAGAUGCUGGUCCGUCCUCGAAUAUUCAUCGGCCCCGCGCAGAAAGCGGCACUCGCACCCGUGUGUGGCGAGCAACGAAACCUGAUCAAGACCAGAACCAGAGCCUGCGUGCCAGAUCAACCCGACCGUCAAAGAGUCUUAGCCAUGCCGUUCCAGUAUACAACAGCUCGAGACGCGGCCACAGUCUAAGUGCCGACGUCGUUGUCCCUCAGCGCACAGAGUUAGCCCAAAAACCCGGAAAGCCUUUACCAGAUCUACCCCGGCCUGAAUCAUCAGCAACAUCCAUAGAAGAAGACUGCGACCUGUCUGUUGAGGCUGACGCCUUGCCCCUUACGACAUCCGGAGAAGAAGAAGAUUGUGGGCUGUCUGUUGAAGCCGAUGCCUCACCACUUACACCAAAGACGGGUUCCAAUAACAAAGGCAAAGGAAAAGCGUCACAUAUGGGAUUAAAGAAGGAGCAAGAUUCUUCUAUUUCACCAAAUCAUGUUACCGUCUGCUCACGGGGCUUUUCUGGUCGAAAGAUUGCCCGGCCAACCGUCCCAAAAAGAACGUCAUCGAUCAGAAGUCUUCGAGCAAAAAGUCAAGAUGAUGAUCAAGUCACAAUCUUAGACCGUGAUGUCUUAAGGGGAUUGCAUAUUGCAGCUUCGGCAGCUUGUAAUGAGCAAAUCGAUGCGUUCAUCCGCGAGAAGACUGGCCUGCACAUUCGACAGUUCUUAUCCGACUUGACGCCAAUUGAAAGUUUAGGCAACAAUCCCAGCCGCGAUGCCAAGGAGAGGAGGGCAAAGAGAAGAAGAGCAGAGAUUAGAGAGACGAAGCGAAAAGUACGAAGGUCGAGGCAAAUGAGAAAGCGAACAAUGUCCUGA